CCUUCCCCAGAGUGAAAUCGCAACCGCUUCAUUUGCUUAAACUCCCUUGUCGGGCUCACCCAUGCAGGGUGUGGUCUUUUCUCCUUACGGAAAACCGACUGAAUACGGGGUCCUUUGCAUUCAGGAGUACAGAAACAGCAACACAGCGAAGUCCAGUACGUGUAAGAGCUUCAUGGGCUUAAAGGACCCGCUGGGGCAGGACCUCAGCCACCUCUACGCGGACAGCACGGAGCCACACGUAAGUGCAGCCGUGCCUUGGCCAAUGGUGGAAAACUCAGCGAUGGAUACAGCGCACGCCCAGAAGGAGGAAAAGGAGGCGUCAGAAGAGAACCUGAGCUCUGGAGACUCCGACGGGAGCGCACACUCCGAUCCUGAGUCAGAACCGUCGAGUGGCAUUUCAGUUGAGCCAUGCUUGUUGACCAAGACUCACAGACAAUUGUGUAGGUCUCCCUGUUUAGAGCCUCACCUGCUCAAACAUAAUGAAAUUUUGCAAGACAUUAAACCUGAAGAGCCCCAGAUUCCACCCAAGGAAGUCAAGAAAGCCCCUGCUGUGGUGCGAGAAUACCAAACAAAGCUGGAGUUUGCCCUGAAGUUAGGUUAUUCUGAAGAGCAAGUGCAGCUUGUGUUAACCAAGCUUGGUACCGAUGCUUUAAUCAAUGAUAUUUUGGGAGAACUCGUCAAACUUGGAAAUAAGACUGAAGCGGAUCAAACGGUUAAUCCGAUUCCCAGUAUAAUGCGGGAAACGAAUUCCCUGGAAUCUCAGCGAUCGGAGUCCCCAAUGCAAGAGAGCAUAACAGAUGAUGGUGAAAAUCUGAGACCGAUCGUUAUUGAUGGCAGCAAUGUGGCGAUGAGCCACGGAAAUAAAGAAGUGUUUUCCUGCCGAGGAAUAAAACUGGCGGUGGAUUGGUUUUUGGAAAGAGGCCACAAAGAUGUUACAGUUUUUGUUCCUGCUUGGAGAAAGGAGCAGUCCCGCCCUGAUGCUCUUAUCUCAGAUCAGGAAAUUUUGCGCAAGUUAGAGAAGGAGAAAAUCCUCGUGUUCACGCCAUCCCGGAGAGUCCAAGGGAGGCGAGUGGUGUGCUAUGACGACAGGUUCAUUGUGAAGCUGGCUUUUGAGUCCGAUGGCAUAAUCGUGUCCAACGAUAACUACAGGGAUUUGGCAAAUGAGAAGCCGGAGUGGAAGAAGUUCAUAGAUGAGCGGUUAUUAAUGUAUUCAUUUGUCAAUGACAAGUUCAUGCCCCCUGACGACCCUCUUGGCAGACACGGCCCAAGCCUGGACAAUUUCCUCAGGAAGAAGCCUAUCGUUCCUGAACACAAAAAGCAGCCUUGUCCAUAUGGAAAGAAGUGUACCUAUGGACACAAGUGCAAAUACUACCAUCCCGAGAGGGGCAGUCAGCCCCAGCGGUCAGUGGCUGAUGAGCUCCGCGCCAUGUCUAGAAAUACAGCAGCCAAAACUGCAAAUGAAGGAGGACUGGUGAAAAGCAACAGUGUACCUUGUAGCACAAAGGCUGAUAGCACUUCCGAUGGCAAGCGAGGUGCUCCAAAGAGGCAGUCAGAUCCGAGCAUAAGGACUCAGGUCUACCAAGACCUAGAGGAAAAGCUUCCCACCAAAAACAAACUGGAAACCAGGUCUGUACCCUCCUUGGUUAGCAUACCAGCCACUUCUACUGCAAAGCCCCAAAGCGCCACAUCUUUAUGCAAUGGCCUUCCAUCUGGAGUUCAUUUCCCACCUCAGGAUCAAAGACCACAGGGACAAUAUCCUUCAGUGAUGAUGGCAGCCAAAAACCAUGGCACACCAGUGCCUUAUGAACAGUAUCCCAAGUGUGACUCCCCUGUGGACAUUGGCUAUUAUUCCAUGUUGAAUGCAUAUUCCAAUCUGAGCAUCUCAGGCCCACGAAGUCCUGAAAGGCGUUUCUCAUUAGACACAGACUACAGAAUCAACUCUGUAGCUUCUGACUGCAGUAGCGAAGGCAGCAUGAGCUGUGGGAGUAGUGACUCCUACGUGGGCUACAACGACCGCUCCUAUGUCAGUUCUCCCGACCCGCAGCUAGAGGAGAAUUUGAAGUGUCAGCACCUGCACCCUCACAGCCGCCUUAAUUCCCAAGCUUUCCUGCAGAACUUCCACGACCCUUUGACCAGAGUGCAAAGUUACAGUCACGAAGAACCAAAGUUCCAUCACAAGCCACCUCUGCCGCACUUGGCUAUGCAUCUGCAGCACCCCGCUGUGGGUGCCCGGUCCAGCUGUCCUGGCGAUUACCCCUCUCCUCCAAGCUCGGCACACUCGAAGGCACCACACCUAGGGCGGUCCUUAAUGGCCACAAGAAUAGACAGCAUUUCUGAUUCUCGACUCUAUGACAGUUCUCCUUCAAGACAAAGAAAGUCUUACUCCCGCCAUGAAGGGCUGGGAAGCUGGGAUAGGCCGAGUUAUGGGGUGGAUGCAUAUGGGUAUCGGCAGACUUACUCCUUGCCCGAUAACUCUACCCCACCGUGUUAUGAACAGUUUACCUUCCAGAGCCUGCCGGAGCAGCCAGAGCCCAGCUGGCGAAUACCAUACUGUGGAAUGCCACAAGAUCCUCCGAGGUACCAGGACAACCGAGAGAAAAUUUAUAUCAACCUGUGCAACAUCUUCCCGCCUGACCUUGUGAGAAUUGUCAUGAAAAGGAACCCUCAUGUGACCGAUGCCCAGCAACUGGCUGCAGCCAUCUUGGUGGAGAAAUCGCAGCUGGGCUAUUGAAAGACGAUGCAUCUUUGUGGUGUUUAGUUUAAUCGUUGUUUUGUUCAGCUCAAAUGCUGAGGGAGGUUUGCUACAAUAGCACAUGUGAUCUCCUUCUCAGCAAGGAGGUUCUAUAGUAUCCAUUUAUGUGAAAUACUGUAUCAUGGAACCUGUAUGUACAGCCCCUCAUGGUGGAAGUAUCCUGGGAUCGCUUUACAUCCAAACUGUUUUUGUUUUUAACAUUUCCUUUUUAAAGCUAUAUCUUCGACUGGACAUUUAUCCAGUUUGAUUUAGUAGAUGUAUCUGUGACCUUUGAUAUUGACCUUUGGUGCAUCAGGGGUUUAUAUGCGGCACUUUUUAUCCUUGUUUCAUGUUUUACUAACUUAGUCUUUGUCUAUCAAUGGCAAGCAAUUACAAUACCUUCAGAACGUGGAACCUUUCACUAGACCCAGCAAAAUAUUUUUUCAAGCCAAGCUUAAUUAGAAUCUUUUACAGCUUUUUAAGUUAUUUUUAUUUGGGGAAAGUGGGUUUCUUUGUCUUAUAAUCAUUAUUUAUAGAAACAGAUAUACUACAGCACUGACUUUAUAUAUUAAAACCUAAGUUACCAAUUUAUGCUGAAAUGGGUAAAAUAUAUAUAUAUAUAUAUAUACAUAUACAUAUAUAUAUAUACACACACACAUAUAUAUGUAUAUGAGUAAUUUACAAUAUGGCACUUUUAUUGCUUUAUUUUUGUUUGGACUUUUUCUGAUAAGAAAUCAGUUAAUUUAAUGGUCAAUUUAAAAGACAGCAGAUGCAAUCAAUGGAAAAAAUUGUUUCCAUUUUUUUUUUUUAAUGAAUAAGGCAAAAGCCGUAACUGUUUCAGUUAGCGCUUUGUGAUCCAACUCUGAUGUGCUUCUGUAGAGGUGGAAUUGAAUUCCGAGAUUCCCCUUGAUUUAUAUGUUUGUGUUUUGUUUGGGGGCACAACGAUACUGGAGAAGGAACCCUUUCGCAGUACUUGCCUGUUUUUAAUGAAUCUAAUUAUUCUCAAUGCAAUUUUAUAUUUAAUAUACUCUAGCUUUCCUGCUAUUUAUCAAGGCUGGCCUGAAAUGGUUUGUGUGUUGAGGAUAUGCAACAUUUAUUGAUACUGCACUAUAGAAAUAGUGAUGGAGGAGUUGUAAAUGGUAACUUAAAAUUUUUGUAAGAUAGUGUAUAUUUUCCAUUUUCCUGAAGGUAGUUUUUUGGGGGCCUGUUAUAUUAUUAAGGCCAGACUCUUGCCACAAUAGUGUAGUUUUAGAUACAGACUACUGUCUGUUCUAGUAUUAGUAAGGGAUAUUUCUGGUUUCAAACUCAGGGGUUUUGCUGAUUGCAGCUGCCUUUCUGCAGACGAGAAGAGGGAUUUUGCAGUAGCGGCAGACAGUUGCACGAUUGAGAACUUGACAGUUGUUCCAGACUCUGAGUUUUGCGUAGUGUCAUAUACACAUUCAGGUCUGCUUUUGUAGUCUGCUUGGAUGUUCUAGUCAUUGGGAUUGUUCUACUUGCUGCAGUCGGAAGUAAAGCCCUGAAAAACCAGAAAGUACCUUUUACUGUUGAUACAAAUUGUAUCUUUUUAAUUAUAAGAACUAUUUUGAUUUGUAGAUCUAGUUAAAAACACAAAUGUGUAACUCUGAUUAGACUUUUGGGCAACAUUUUAUCCCUUAUUUAAAUACAAAUUUUUAAAAUAAAAUUGAGGUCUAUAAUAGAGUAGAAAAUAAAAGUAACAAUCUAGGUAAAUAAAAGUGUCUGUCUUAGUUUAUAUAAUAUAUUAAAAUAUAUUAAAUUUAUUGGCAUUUUCUUUCUUCUAAAACUUACUUAGUGUGAACUUCACUAAAAUAAAGGUAAAAUGCUGCCUGAAAAAAAUAAUGUCCAAGCAUCUUUGACUAGGAUAACAUUUUCACUACUUGUGUGACACUGUGUGUUGCAGGAAGUAGCACUUGGGUAUACAGUAAAUGCUUCUAAAAGGCAUUGUGCAUAUUGACAUAUCCAAUAAUCUGAACCAUGUUCAGCAAACUUAGUUCAGGAAAGGAAAGUGACGUUCUCCACGACGACUGCUGUUGCGCUUGGAGCGGGUGUGGCCCGCGUGUGCGCCCAGAGAUGAUGCGGGUGACGCCACGCAAACCAUCCUGCAUGGUGGCUGUCCGAGAGGGACCCUGCUCACUUGGGAAAUUGUUCUUGAUUUUUGUUGUUCAUUAUCUAUAGAACAAGUUGCAAUGUACAGGCAAAAAGAGUGCCAAAAACUAGGGUGGCCGUGUGUACGACCUUUCAUUUUAACCAUAUUUUAAGACAUUGUAGUGCGAAGUCACUGCUAAGUUAUACGUGUAGGUUUGGCUACCCUUGUCUUCAUUUUAGUAUUUAAUUAUUUAAGAUCGCUAAACCUAAGUGGUUUUAAAUAAGAUCUUAGGUUAAAUAACUAUGAUAUGACUUUAAACUUGACCUGCUAAUAGUUUAGUUGACUUGUCAUUUUUUUUUUCUUAGAAAAAUAACAUACACUGCCAUCAUGUAUACUGAAGUGAAUAGCUCUGAACUACCCAUGCCAAAAUUGUUCAGUUUAAUUAGCUGUGCAUAAGAGGUAGCAAUUUUCUUAUGUCACCCAGGACAAUUUGUCCCCCCUUCCUUUUUUUUUUGGAAGCACCAACAUUGCUUUCAGAGCUUGCAAAUGAGAUAAUAAGCUGACUUUAGGUACCGCAAAUUCUUGUUAUCGAAAGCAAUAAAUAAAAGGAGUCCAUUACUAAAUUAAAUCCAUAGCUGACUGCAAACCUUCAUUUAGCCAAAACCUUAUUCCUAGCCCUGAUCCUUCUUUACCAGACUUGCUAAUACAUAACCAAAACGAGGCGUGUUAAUAAGUAAUGAAGUUGCCAGAGUGGUCAGCUGAAAACAAUCAGUCUAGAAUAUUCUGGCCCUGAAUAAUGCACAGUUGGCUGUACUUCAGAUGGUAUUAGCCACUCCGUUGUCGCUGUGUCAAGGCCAGAGGAAGAGCCCCCGACUGGCCGAACACUAGUCCUCCGCAUCGCCUCAUUUCUUGUACGUGAUGCAGAUCUUUUCAGUGUCAGUUUUAUGAUCUCUAUCUCGAUAGAGUUUGUCAUUGACCUAUUCAUUAAAAGAAAUGCUCACCAAUAUGAAAUAUUUGAUUCUGGUGGAAACUUGAAUUUUGUGUUUUUAUGAAAACAAAUUUAUUAUUAUACAUAAUAUAACUAAAGUGUUUUAUAUAUAUAUAGACAUAUUUGUUAUGAAGUAAAAAUGGAGGGGUGUUUCCUUUGAUGACUAACAAUUUCUUGAUCAUACUGUUGUUUGAGUUAUCAAUGACCAAGUCUGGGGUCUGGAUGACCAAUAAGAUUUAGAACCACUUUAAUGGAAAGCAGUUCUUCACUAGUUUUAUUCCUUGUAUUUUUAAAAACUUAUUUUGAUAAUUUUAAUAGAAUGUGUAAUUUUAAAAUACACACAAGAACUUUAAGGUAGUAUUGAUUAUACAAAUAAUUAUUUAACUUGUCUUUUAUGGAUGUAUCUAUAUGUAAAUAGUAAUAUAUUUAUGAAACAAAUAUACUUUAUGUUGUAGUCCUUUGUGCCAUGUGGGAGCAUGGCUGCGUGGGUGGGCAGGUGGCUGGGGGUGACUGUGUGUGUAUGUGUUUAUGUUUUGAAACCUUGCACGCCAUUUUCCCCAAUUUAAUACUCUGAAGUGUAUUUGGUUCGGUUCUUUCUGCCGUCCAGUUUCCUUACUCAAUUCCCGACUGACCUAGAAUCAAGCGUGCUAGGGCUGGAGAUAAUGGUUAUGCUCCAAGUAUAUUGAAGAUGAAAACUCAGCUGCUGUGCUGUUGUUUCCAAAAUAGAUACCAAGAAAUGACAUGAAAUAUAAAAGAAGCUGGAAUGUAUGCACAGACUAGGAGAAAGUGGAAUGUCAACAAAAAGGGAAGAAGCUUAAAUUACUUUUAUUGGUCCAGGAAAAUCUCCUAGAGCAAGUGUUGGCAAACUUUCUGUAUCUUCAGAUGGUAAAUAGCGUUUGAGAAUCCAGCGGCCUCUUGAGAAGCGCUCACCCUGUAGCACAGAAGUGCCGAGGACAGUAUGUAAAAGGGUGUGGCCAAGUUCUAGGAAAACUGGGUUUUACUGGAAACUAGUAGGGUUGGUACGUGUGGCGGGGGAUCCCAAGAUGGAGCCCCACCUGGGGAACUUGGCCAAGCCUGUCACAGAAUUCAGAAGAGGAUCUAGCUCUGGGUAGUGGUCCUGGAUUUAAUCCUCAGGAGGAGGAAGUGGGGGCGGCACUGUACUGAGGGGAACAAGCAGCAGCGCGCAUUUGGCUGGUGGCUACUCCUGGGCACUGCCCCAGAGGAGGAAAAUGGCAUAUUAAACAGCAAAUUCUAGUACUAUAUAUGUUAGUGUAAGAAAUAAUCAUAUUUCAGCUGAUAUUCAAAGAAAAUCUGCUAUUUAAAAGAUAAUUGUGAGACAGUCAUGAUAUACUUGUCUUUUAACAGGUCACACCUGUUAUUUAUUAGAAAUAUUUCUUGUGUUUAAUAAGCCAAAAAAUCUGUAGAAAAGAUGUUUAAAAAGUAUUAACAUUUCUUAAUGAACUUUGUGUUUCUCUUGAUAAAUGGGAAUCCUUUGCCAGUCUUUUAUUAUUUUUUUUUUUAAUGACCUCAUGGACUACUGUUGUAUUUUAAAAGUAAACAUAUAACUAGCCACAUUUUUUUAAAGAUUCCAUUUAUAAAUUACCUUUUUCUGUUAUCUUUGGAACCUAAUAAAUGGCAUAUCUAUCUGCCCCUUUGAAAGAAAUAAACAUUGUAAUUUCAUACAUUUUAGCUCUCUGUAAAAUUAAAAGUUGUGACUGAUCAUAGCUUUAAUGGGAGUGUAUUUGUUACAUUGUUGUUCAUUGUAAGAAACAAAGUUACCUCUUCUUUCCCACGUGUGUAACCCUUAACACUGUCCGUGGUGAGUGGUGUUCUCAAUGAUUGUGUAAAAUGGUGAGUUCACUGGCAGUACACGCUGUUGAGUGUGUUCUUUCCCUGUGUUUCGUGCGUGAUGUUACAACAGUUAUGUCCACUUAAGUAAUUGUACUUUCUUAGAAAACUGGAAUACAACUCUAGCCUUUUUCCAGGGUUUAUUGUUUUCAGUGGCUCCUUCCAUUUCUUUAAUGUUCUCUGUAAGCUUGCUUGUUUAUCCUCUUAGAAUGUUAUUAUUAGAAAUGGCCUUUUCCCUAAGAUCCUGAGUCUUUUGUAUUUAAAACAACUUAGGACUUUGACCAUUUGCCAGUAGAAAGUGUCUAUGCAUGUUUUUAAUUUAUAAAAUUUGUGAAGUUUUCCUUCUUAAACUAUGUACUAAAUUUUCUGUCCAAGUAUUUCAGAUGAAAAACAAAAUGUUGAACUUUAAAGCUUUUCCACCUUUCGUUCUAAAGUGGCUUCUAUUAGUAAAGGAAAAAGACAUUGAAAAGCAGUGGCUUGUAUUUGUAAAGACUAUGUUUAGGGUCCCUUAAGUUUUUUAAUUGUAAUUUUUUACCUAUGUAAACCACUGACAAACAUGCAGACUUCUGCAGAGACAGUGUCUCAGUGCACGUGUACCAGGUUCCUGGUUUUAUCUUUUCCUUUUAGCUUAUUUUCUCCCAAAGCAUAGUUAUGUGCUGAUAGGAUUCUGCCAACUUCUCUUACAGGAAAAGUGGUGCAAAGAAUCUGUUUAGAGAAUCAGUGAGUAUGCUAACGCAAUUCUGUUUGUCUGUAUGGUUCUGUAGUGGAGUUCUCACAGUUCCAAAAGCAAUAUUUUAAACCUACUAGGAAUCUGUAUCAAAAUAGCUAGAUGAUUCUGCCAGUGCGGUGGAAGAAGUUAAAA
Molecule: messenger RNA, 8533 nt
Organism: Octodon degus (degu)
Lineage: Eukaryota; Metazoa; Chordata; Mammalia; Rodentia; Octodontidae
Gene: Zc3h12c
Product: zinc finger CCCH-type containing 12C
Exons: 6
Coding region: 62-2731 (889 amino acids)
Cellular component (GO): nucleus; cytoplasmic ribonucleoprotein granule
Molecular function (GO): metal ion binding; RNA endonuclease activity; mRNA binding
Source: RefSeq, a predicted model, not a curated record